Molecule: messenger RNA, 429 nt
Organism: Anopheles stephensi (Asian malaria mosquito)
Lineage: Eukaryota; Metazoa; Arthropoda; Insecta; Diptera; Culicidae
Exons: 3
Coding region: 34-429 (131 amino acids)
Source: RefSeq, a predicted model, not a curated record
AACUGUUUUUGAAUUGGAUCACUUUUCCCCAACAUGCCAGCCAAUGUGUCAUCGAUAAGAUGGUGGCGUUUAGUAGCGAUUUGUCUGGUAGUGUUCGUUUUGAUCGAGCUCUCUUCAGCGCAGCGUGUACGCCGUCGUCGUCCACAUUACCCAAAGUUUGAAAUACUAUGGCCACUUCAUUGGGUGAGUGCAGCAUACGUGUGGGGCUUCCUGAAGCUGGGUGCCAUCUUUGCCGGUCUGAUGCUGCUGUUCGUCUUUCGCAACCUGUCCUGGAGUAAUGUUCCAACGUACAUCGAUCACGAUACUCCUGUCUAUCAUUUUAGAGGCUUUAAUACAGAGAGGCGGGAUGAAAUCGACACCGGAACUAGUAACGAUGCGGUAUUAUAUUGGAAGGAUAAAAUUGAAAAGGCAGUUGAAUGUUUUGGAUAA